GCUUACCAUGAAUUGCUAGAGAAGCAUCGGCAAGCAGAGUGGCAACUGGAGGAGGAGGAGGACUGCGAGAGCACAGAGGCUAUUGCAGAUCUCUACAAGGAGCUGUACUCUAAAGCUUCCCAUGCUUUAGUGGAGUUAGUGACGGAGCUGUUUCUUAAGACCUUGCCUUUUGUGACCGGCCUCUCUGUAAGAGAGUGUGAGCUUCUGAAAGAGGAAUGGCAGGAGAAUUUGGUUCCUCAGCUGGAGAAAUGGGAAACCCACUGCCAGAGACGCUGGAAGCUCUUCCAGGAACAGAUCCUGCAAGAAAAACAACUAUGGAUGAAGGAAUAUGCUCUGUCCGCUGUGAUGCAAAAGCACCUGUCUGAAAAACACGAGAAGAUAAUUCAAGGUGUCAUAAGCAGGCUAGGAUGCCUCAGUGAUGAGUCUGUUAACUAUAUAUUGCAAAAACACCGACUUCUGCUGUGUUCAGUGCUCAGAAGGCUAACCCUCCGAAGGGUUGGAAUGGCAGCCCUGGCCCGCAUGAGACUGUCCAGAAAGAAGAGCUUGCUUCAGGAACUGAGACAGCAACAUACUCUUCAGAAGGGAUCCUCCCCCUGCCAAGAUGAGGACCAGUGGCAGUUACAGAAGGCACUGGAGUCCCACAUUCUGGAAGAGGAGGAGAAGCUUGAAGAAGAAACACAGCAAACUCAUUUAGAGUUUCACCAGCAGCUAGUCACAGAAAUCCAAGAAGCUCUUCAAUUUCUUCAGCAGCACAUGGAGCAGGUGAUUGGGCAGACAUUGCUGCAGCAUGCCCGUCGGGAAGCUAGAAAAAAGAGUUCAGAUGAUGGACAGGACUUCAAGGAGAGAUUGGUGGAAGCUGCUGUAGAAAGUGUGUAUGGGACCAGCAAUAAUAUCAAUAGACUGGUGCAAAACUACUAUCAGGAAUUAGGAAAAAUCACAGAAGGCUAUGAAGAGAAAAAGCUUCAACAAUUGAAAUCCUUACAAGCAGAAAGAAGUGAAAGGAACAGACUUAAGAAGAAACAAGCGAGUGAAAUGGCAUUGAAAGAAAAACAGACCAAAGGCCUCUUGAGCGUGUCAUCCACAGUCCAUCAAAGGAUGGUGUUACAGCAAAAGAAGGUUUUGGCUCAGUUUGAACAGCAGCAGCAAAUUCGUUUGGAGUCUCUGAAACAGAAGCUGCUGGGAUUGCAUCACCUAGAAACUGAAUUGGAGAAUCAGCUAAAGGAAGCAGAGCAGGACUUUGUGAGGGAGCUGGCUGUGUUGGCCCGAGUUCCAGUGGCUGUGAAGAAGAAGCCUUCCAAAAGGAGCAAGCCAGUAGGGGAAAAAACAAAAAGGAAGACCUUUCAGUCACCUGAAUCAGUAGAAAAAGAUGAUUCUCAUGAAAAUACCCAAGAGCCCCCUGGACUGACUUCUGGCUUAUACAGAGAGAGGUUACAGAGUCCACAUGAAAGUGAGCCCGAACCAAGGAAAAACUCCAAGAUGCUAAAAAAAAGAGGCAACAGGUAG
Nestor notabilis (Kea) is the source of this 1503-nucleotide messenger RNA. Its product is annotated as ellis-van Creveld syndrome protein-like. Gene Ontology annotation, biological process: smoothened signaling pathway. The record is from RefSeq and is a predicted model, not a curated record. The transcript has 11 exons. The annotation marks the transcript as partial. NCBI's taxonomy places the organism in Eukaryota, Metazoa, Chordata, Aves, Psittaciformes, Psittacidae.